This is a messenger RNA of Sinocyclocheilus anshuiensis, 1735 nucleotides long. It is a transcript of the gene zranb2, whose product is annotated as zinc finger, RAN-binding domain containing 2. The transcript has 10 exons. The record is from RefSeq and is a predicted model, not a curated record. Gene Ontology annotation, molecular function: lipopolysaccharide binding; RNA binding. Bases 199 to 1119 code for a protein of 306 amino acids. Gene Ontology annotation, biological process: RNA processing. NCBI's taxonomy places the organism in Eukaryota, Metazoa, Chordata, Actinopteri, Cypriniformes, Cyprinidae.
AACCAAUUAGAUCAUGAGACGCGAUCCGUGUGCCUUUCGAUGUAGCAAACGUAUCAAACGGAUUCUUGCUCUUUCACACUCUGUAAAGUGUUGUUUUUGCCAUACUUUUAGGAUCAAACGCUAGUGUUGGUGUUAUACUCAUAAGCAGUUCUACCUUUCUCUGACGGAUUUGUGGCGGGGGCACCUAAGAGGACGAACAUGUCGGGAAAGAGUUUUCGCGUUAGCGACGGAGACUGGAUUUGUCCCGAUAAAAAGUGUGGAAAUGUCAACUUUGCUAGAAGAACGAGUUGUAACAGAUGUGGCAGGGAUAAAACAACUGAAGCAAAGAUGAUGAAAGCAGGGGGAACAGAGAUUGGAAAGACCCUGGCUGAGAAGAGCAGAGGUCUCUUCAGUGCCAAUGAUUGGCAGUGCAAAACAUGUGGCAAUGUAAACUGGGCCAGAAGAUCAGAGUGCAACAUGUGUAACACUCCUAAAUAUGCCAAACUGGAGGAAAGGACAGGAUAUGGUGGAGGGUUCAAUGAGAGAGAGAAUUUAGUCUACAAUGAGCGAGAGGAGUCUGAUGGCGAGUACGAUGAAUUUGGGCGCAUAAAAAAGAAGUAUCGUGGAAAAAGCAAGAAGGACACUGAAAAAAAAGAGGAACCAAAAAAAAAUAAUAAUGAUGAUGAUGAUGACGACGACGAUGAUGAAGAUGGAGACCUUUCAAAAUACAAACUUGAUGAUGAUGAUGAGGAUGAUGCAGAUUUGUCCAAGUACGAUUUGGAUGCUAGUGAGGAGAAGAAAGGGAGUCGCUCCGGCUCCUCACGGUCAUCAUCUUGCUCGUCCAGUUCAAGUUCCCGGUCUAGGUCCAGCAGAUCCCGGUCCAGGAGCUCAUCCAGUUCCAGAUCUCGCUCUCGCUCCAGGUCCAACUCCAGAUCCAGCUCCAGGUCAGGAAAGGGCUCUGCUUCCUCAAAGAAGAGGUCUCGCUCCCCUUCGUCAUCGCCUGAGGGAGGCCAGAAGAGGAGUCGUUCCAGGUCCUCCUCUGGUGGCCACAAAAAAAGACGCGCACGAUCGCACUCGUCUGAAAGGCGCAGAGGCUCAUCUGGAUCAUCCCACUCUGGCUCAAGCUCAAAACAGAAAUGAUUAACAAAAGAAACAAAUCUUUCUAGAACUGCAUGUUUUUUUUUUGGUUUGAUUUUUAAACUCCAGUUUUUUUGGGGCUAUUGCAACUACUCAACUGUUUGAAUUCACAUUGAUUUCUAUGAAAAAAAUACUUGCGCACUUGUUCACAUAACCUCUUCUCAAAAGUUUUCUGCCUUUUUUUUUUUUUUUUUUUUAUAUAACAUCUAGCCAGAUCUCUUAACAGUAUAACUCGAGGUGUAUAGUCUGUAGUGUCAGUGGGUUUAUAGAGAAAUAACAUCAAGUCUGUGACUGAUUGGCACAUAUCUUCUGGACAUCAACCAUUUUGAUGGGAAAUUAUGCAAAUUACAUCGCAGAAAUAGUUGUAUUCAUCUAUUGUCAGACAUUAUUGCCAUCAGAACAACCAGUUCAUUAACAAAACAUUUGUUAAUUAAAAAAAAAAUAAAUACUUGGAUGCUGGUUUUAUGGUUCUUGUAUAUGAAAUACCUCACAAGCAAUGUUGAUGGCUUAACCACGUCAAGCAAUGCCAGCAUCUAAUAGAGAGCCUCUGAGGUGUAACAUUGCCUUGUCUAAUUGUGCAUUAAAGGUAAGUAUGUUUUUUUUUCUAUGCUUGUAGAGA